Messenger RNA from Cheilinus undulatus (humphead wrasse), 1047 nucleotides. RefSeq names its product homeobox B1a (gene hoxb1a). Bases 1 to 1047 code for a protein of 348 amino acids. The transcript is spliced from 2 exons. Lineage: Eukaryota; Metazoa; Chordata; Actinopteri; Labriformes; Labridae. Gene Ontology annotation, molecular function: RNA polymerase II cis-regulatory region sequence-specific DNA binding; DNA-binding transcription factor activity, RNA polymerase II-specific. Gene Ontology annotation, cellular component: nucleus. The record is from RefSeq and is a predicted model, not a curated record. Gene Ontology annotation, biological process: regulation of transcription by RNA polymerase II.
AUGGACAACAUGAACUCGUUUGUGGAGUACUCCAUCUGUAACCGACCGAGCCCUGGCGCGUACUCUGCGCCUAAAUCCGGAUACCACCACCAUCAUCUCCAUCACCACCACCUUCCUCUGGAGCAGCACCAGAGCUUCACGUCCUUCCACGCUGCACCGGGCGGGUCUGCAGCUCCGAGGACUGACAGCAGCACCGAGGGCUACGCCGAGGACGCACGGCUGUACGAGGCGAGCCAGCAUCACGAGCAGCAUCAGCAGCCUCACAACGGCUACCACCAUCACCCCCACCUCCACCAGACCGGAGUCAUGUCCCCUUAUAACACCGGGAGCUCCUACACGGGCCAGCCGUGCCAGAAUAACCCGGAUUACUCCGCGGCCCCCAGCUCCGUGCACUCCCAGUUCUUCAUGGAGGACUCCGGGGCCUCCUCCUACUACCAUCAAUCAUCCUUCCCCACAGUCGGGCCCAGUUACGGGGCCUUGGCCGGGGCCUACAGCGGCUCUCAGUACCCGCAGCAGCAGCAGCAGCAGCAGCUCGGUGGGGGGCUCGGUGGGGGGCUGGACACGGCGGGAUACCUGGGGCUCACACACGGGGGAGGAUACGGGGAGCUGACGGCCUCUCAGGACCGAGAGAGGGGGGAGGAGGAGGGUCAGCAGGCCGGCCAGGGCCAGACCUUCGACUGGAUGAAGGUGAAGAGGAACCCCCCCAAAACAGUCAAAGUGGCGGAUUUCGGCCUCGCGGGCGCUCACAACAACGCCAUGCGCACUAACUUCAGCACGCGGCAGCUGACGGAGCUCGAGAAGGAGUUCCACUUCAGUAAGUACCUGACGCGCGCGCGCCGCGUGGAGAUCGCCGCCACGCUCGAGCUGAACGAGACUCAGGUGAAGAUCUGGUUCCAGAACCGGAGGAUGAAGCAGAAGAAGCGCGAGCGGGAGGGCGCGUGCACGUCCUCCACGGCGCGCUCGUCCUCAUCCAACAAGGAGCUCGAGGACACCGAUAACUCCUCCGCGUCCACGUCUCCGGGCGCGUCCCCGAGCUCAGAGACGUAG